AUGACAACACCGGUGCCAAUGUCGACACCAGUACCAAUGCCAAUACCGGUGACAGUGCUGACACCGGUACCAAUGCCAAUACCGGUCACAACGCCGCCACCAGUGCCAGUGUUGACACCAGUACCAAUGCUGAUACCGGUGACAAUGCCAACACCAGUGCCAGCAUCAACACCAGUACCAAUGCCGAUACCAGUACUGAUGCCGAUACCAGUGACAAUGCCAACACUGGUACCGGUGCUGAUACCGGGUGACAAUGACACCACCAGUACCAAUGUCGACACCAGUACUGAUGCCAAUACCGGUGACAGUGCCGAUACUGGUGACAAUGCCAACGCUGGUACCAGUGCUGAUGCUGGUGACAAUGACACCACCAGUGCCAACGUCGACACCAGUACCGAUGCUGAUACCGGUGACAAUGCCAACAGUGGUACCGGUGCCGAUACCGGUGACAAUGACCACAGCAGUGCCAACAUCGACACCAGAACCGAUGCCAAUACCGGUGCCGAUGCCACCACCGGUGCAAUGCUGAUACCGGUGCUGAGGCCGACACCGGUGUGA
This is a messenger RNA of Phaethon lepturus (White-tailed tropicbird), 558 nucleotides long. Its product is annotated as classical arabinogalactan protein 4-like. The transcript has a single exon. The record is from RefSeq and is a predicted model, not a curated record. The coding region runs from base 1 to 558 and encodes 185 amino acids. NCBI's taxonomy places the organism in Eukaryota, Metazoa, Chordata, Aves, Phaethontiformes, Phaethontidae.